Molecule: messenger RNA, 972 nt
Organism: Microthlaspi erraticum
Lineage: Eukaryota; Viridiplantae; Streptophyta; Magnoliopsida; Brassicales; Brassicaceae
Source: the annotation of a GenBank genome assembly
AUGGGUCAAGAAUACGUAUGGUCUGUGAGUGUGAGCUGCUCUACUGACUUCCACAUCUCCCCUCUUUUUUUCUUUUGUGUUUCUUUGCGGAUCCAUCAUGGUUUCUGCGAUGCUCAACGGGGCCAUCGCCAUCACCUGCCCCAAGGGUUAGGGUUUCCUGGUUUCAAUCUUCACUGCAGACCAAUUCACCGGCCCAAUUCAGUCUCCGUUCCCCAACGCCGAGACUCUCGGUGGCAACCAGAUGCAGCGUGUCGGCGUCACGGCCGUUGGCGCAACCUAGGUUCAUACAGCACAAGAAAGAGGCUUACUGGUUCUACAGGUUCUUAUCCAUCGUUACGACUUCCUCCGUCAAUGCACCAUACGGAGGACAUGAGGGACGCAUUUCUCGAGCCGGCGGAUCUCAGCCAUCCGGACUUGCGGGUGGUCGACGUUGGCGGCGGAAGUGGAUUCACUACUCUGGGCAUCGUCAAGACAGUGAAUGCUAAGAACGUGACGAUUCUGGACCUGUCGCCACAUCAGCUGGCCAAGGCGAAGGAGAAGGAGGCGUUGAAGGAAUGCAAGUUCUUGGAAGGAGAUGCUGAGGAUCUCCCUUUUCCUACUGAUUAUGCCGACAGAUACGUUUCUGCUGGAAGCAUCGAUUACUGGCCAGAGCCUCAGAGAGGGAUAAGGGAAGCGUACAGAGUCUCAAGGUUUCAAGGACGUUCAGUCAAGACGAUUGCCCCCAAGUGGUACCGUGGUGUUCGCAGGCACGGCCUUGUCAUGGGAUGCUCUGUCACCGGUGUCAAACCUGCCUCCGGUGACUCUCCUCUCCAGAUUGGUCCAAAGGAAGAGGAUGUGGAGAAGCCUGUGAACAAUCGCUUCGUCUUCUUGGGACGCUUCCUCUUGGGAACCCUAGCGGCUGCCUGGUACUUGGUAAUCCCAAUCUACAUGUGGAUCAAGGAUAAGAUCGUUCCCAAGGGUCAACCCAUCUGA